This is a messenger RNA of Scaptodrosophila lebanonensis, 1040 nucleotides long. RefSeq lists its product as uncharacterized. The coding region runs from base 164 to 976 and encodes 270 amino acids. The record is from RefSeq and is a predicted model, not a curated record. The transcript is spliced from 4 exons. Gene Ontology annotation, molecular function: phosphatidylinositol bisphosphate binding. Gene Ontology annotation, cellular component: membrane. Lineage: Eukaryota; Metazoa; Arthropoda; Insecta; Diptera; Drosophilidae.
AAAUUCAUGUGUUACUAAAUUUUAUUUGGACCUUUCAAAAUUCAAUUCAAGUGUAACUGAAGCCCAGAAAUCAAUCACACACGCACACACACAACAAUAAAAAAAAUAAUAAUAAGUUCACAAAAUAUAAAGCGAAUAGAAGUUACGGCCAAAUAAUAGUAGGAUGCUUUUCCUGCGCUCUCGUGUAGAAUACACAAAGGAGCAACUGUUCAAAAUCGAGCAAUUGCGUCAGCUGGUUCAGAAAUCCAGUGAGCUAGACGUCGGCACCGAUGACACAUUCCUAACCAAAUUUCUACACUACACGCAUUGGGAUUCGGUUAAAGCAUAUCAGGCUAUACACGCCUACUAUGAUUUCAAGCACAAACAUCCCACAUGGAUGGCCCAGCAUCCCAUUGAGUAUUAUCGGAAGCUAUUCUAUGCCACCCAUUGUCGCUUUGUGAUGCCACGUACGGAUAAAAACGGACGCGUCCUCGUCAUAUUCAAGACCGUGGAUGCCUUCCAACAAUUUCCAGACUACUUGCAGGGAUUAAUCGAAAUGGACGAUCUAAUAUUUGAAUCGCUCCUGAUGUUACCGCGUGUCCAGCAAAAUGGCAUCACAGUCAUUUGUGAUCUACAAGGCACCACGCGCAAUUUUUUGCGCCAAUUCUCCCCCCAAUUCAUGAAGGUAGUGAACGACAAAAAUGGGGUUCUGCCCUUCACACAGCGCAUUGUGCAUAUAAUACAACGUGGAUUCCUAAUGCAUGUGACCUCGUCGCUGUUUUUGCCUUUCAUGAACAAGGAAUUCAAAGAACGCAUUUUCACACACGAUGGCAAACAUUUGAGCAAACUACGCGAGAUGGUUGGCUAUGAGAGUUUGCCCGCCGAAUAUGGUGGGCCAGCAGAUAAUGUGCUGGAUACAAAUUUGAUAUUUAAUCACUUGAGUCAAAGUGCUGAUUAUCUGGAAAAACUGCAACACUAUAAGAAACGUAUAGUAUAAAUAUUGUUAUAAAAUAAACUAGUAAGCUCUCCACUCCAAUAAAACAAAUAUUUUAAUUUUAAAA